Molecule: messenger RNA, 4737 nt
Organism: Peronospora matthiolae
Lineage: Eukaryota; Oomycota; Peronosporomycetes; Peronosporales; Peronosporaceae
Source: the annotation of a GenBank genome assembly
AUGGCUUCGAGCCCCAUUCGCUCGGACGAGCAGGACCGAUCGACUGCUGACGCCUCGCAGACGCCGUAUACAAAGUUCAAGACGCCAGUGACGCGGCAAGAGACUUUCAAUAGCGACGCCGAGACGGGCUCGAUGGUGUCAACUGCUGCGGGUACAAUAACUCGCUUAGGAGGUGGAGGGAGACGGAGCAGACGAGGCAGUCGAGGGUCUAAUGGGAGCAUCAACGCAUGUGAUUUCCUGGUUGAAGAAGGUGAUACCGAGGACGUUGUAGGUGAAAAAAUAUCCAGUCGACCGGACGAGGUCAGACCACGGCAAGAACAGGGGAGGAAGGACUCGGAUCCGAGCUGUAAAGACGGAGCUACGGAAUGCACGAUGCAGAUGAGUUCAAUUGCCAUGAAAGGCUCAGAGCUGCCGAGUUUGCCAAGGAGAUACCUCAACGGCCAGUUCCAGAGCAAUUCGUACUUUUCCAAGAAGUUACUACGACUCUCGCAGCUUAUUGUACUUGUCGACCUGGUUGCGCUGGGAUUCUUCUACUUUCACAAAGUUGAUCCUGCUACUAGUUCACAUGGCAGGUUGUAUAUUGGCUCUCCACUAAAGGUCUUGGCAUCGACCAAGGAGUCCAGCUGCACGACGUCGUUGGCGCUAGCAGCUUUGGUGUACCAUUUAUUUCCGGCAGUGUUCGUACUAGGACUGCCAGCUUCUGGGCUCCGGAUUUUCGAGCCAUUUAGGAGAGAACAGCGGUUUGAUAAAGGAGGGAGACUGCAGAAGGUGAAGCGAACAAUUUGUCUCCAGGUUUGUGAACUCGCGGGCGCUUGGAUAUUCGCGUACGAAGCGCUGAUUCUCGGCUACUUUGUCUAUUACGUUGCAAGUGGACAUAUCUUUGUCGGCUGCGGCUCUGAUGUUAAAGACUAUAUCUUCUGCGGCGGUGCGGUCGUCAUGUUCUGGCUGCUUUUCGUCCUCAUGGGCGCUUUUGCCAGAUUUCGGGAACAUUUGAAAAUGCAGUUAGGUGCAUUCAAAGAAAGCGAUCAGACAGGUGACGUCAAAGCACACAUGCUGAGAUCGAAGAUGAAGCGCAAAAAGCGUCAGCAGCAAAAGAACGGCAACAGUGCGGAGUCCUCUGCACUGACUUCCACUAAAUCGACUGUCGUCAAGGACGUCCGAAAGAGACUUUAUCGGGGAGCCCAGCUCGGUGAUCUCAGGCUGAUUCAUCGCUCAAUUCGUAUUGCAAAGCUUUACCUUGGCGAGAACUUUGCGAAAGAACUAUACCCCGACCCGGUUAUGGUGUUUGGCAUAUUUGGGCUUGCCAAGAAAAACCCAAUGCAUGUGGCCGCGUAUCAAGGCAACAUCGCAGCCAUGGAAAUGCUGUACAAGGCGCAUUUCCAGGUCAACUCGUUCGACAAGGUCUCACGUGUACGAUUUACCACGGGUGAUCUCUUUUUGUACCUUGCGAGCUACUUUAUCCAGAAACCCGUUGUCUCGGCUGACGAGACGUAUAGCUCCGUGUUCAAGACAACGCUGGUGACACCGUUGCAUUGUGCUGUGAGCACUGGUCGUCUCGCUGCUGUACGGUGGCUCAUUGCUCACGGAGCCGACGUCAACCUUUGUUCAAAAUCGUCAUACCGCUGCGAAGGUCGCUUGCCUCCUAUUUUCUUGGCUGACCAUCCUGAGAUUGUGCAUGUACUGCUGCGGGCAGGUGCGAAUCACCUUGCUAUUCCCGAUCCCGGUCACAUGAACACCAUCACUGUGUUACAGCUUGCGUAUUUGCGAGGUAAUUUUGCCGUCGCACAGAUACUUGAGGACUGGGGAGGUGAUGUCGCACUUACACCACUACAUGCAGCUGCUGCCAUGGGUGACGUUGCAACGAUCCGAAGCUUGUUGCGAAAAAAGGUGAACCCCGACGUUCUUGGCGAGCUGGGUUACGUUGGGCUCAACAAGCGCACACCGCUACAUUGGGCAGCAGUAAAUGGUGCAGUUGAGGCCGUGGAGAUUCUGCUGGCUGCUAAAGCUGAUGCCAACUUUCAAGACGUACAUGGCCGCACAGCGCUACACUGGGCGGCACGUGUGAAUCGUGUCGAUAUUGUGCGGGUGCUGUUAGCACAUGGAGCAGACCCGACGAUUGUGGAUGAUGGCGACAUGACGCCUAUUACGUGUGCAGCUUGCGCUGGCGGAACAACUGCUAACAUGUUCAAGGAAUUGGUUGCUCAUGGUGGUGAUAUUAACCACCAACUUCACUCGACAGGUGAUACGGCACUGCACUUGGCUGUCAAGCUGGAUGAUCAGCAAACGGCAUUGGCAUUGUUGAGCAUGGGAGGUGAUAUUAUGCGCACGAACCACAACGGGUUUCGGCCUAUUGAUUGCACUACGUCGACGAGACUUCAAUUCGAGAUCAAGCGCGCAGCAGGUACUCGGGACGUGAUGAUAAGUUAUACGCACUCGCACAUGGAGUUUGCUUUAAAGCUUCGGAAGUCGCUCGAAGAUGCCAGCAUUACCGUGUGGCUUGAUCUCAUGGAUCCUAGUGGAAUCGGUGGCGGGUCCGUCUGGCGAGAGGAGAUUGCACGUGGUAUCACAAAUGCUGCGGUGGUGCUUUGUAUUCUAACAGAAGAUUACACAUCGUCUGAGUGGUGUCUGAAGGAACUGGCACUAGCGAAACAAGUCGGGACACCAAUUAUAGCCAUUUCUACGGAACAUGCAAAAAUCUCAGAGGAGCUUCAAGUGUACUUGUAUACGCGGCAGCUGGUGCCGUUUGAAAGUGCUAUUGCACACGUAACGCAUGUAAACGAGAAGGAGAUUCGAUACGAGUAUGAUGACGAAGCGUACAAGCACCAGUUGCGGAUGCUGUUGGACGGCAUGCGUGACGAAAUUGAAAAGCGCAAGGAAGAUAACAUCAAGCGCAACAUGCGACGUGCUGAAAAAAACCCAAUGCUAGGAUCUGUUCAUGGAAGUAGCGUUAUGCGUAGCCGUCGUCUUUAUCGUGCAGCUUCUCGUAUGAACAAUGCCAACACAAACAGUGUAGACUCGAUCAAGUUUGAUGAGCGAGCGCCAGCAAUGGCAGCGUCCGAUAUGCCCAACUGCUAUGCCUAUGAAUCGGGUGGAUCACCGAUUCACGAAAUCGGAGAUGAUCCAGCAAUGCCUGUGAUUGUCGGUAGCGGCCGUCGUCGUGGUGCACCUGGGUCUGCUCGUUCGGUUGGAUCUAACAGCAUUUUUUCGACUGGCCUGCCUGGCCCGUGGCUUAGCAACAACUGUGACUACACUAGCACAAAUUUGAGUAUCUUGAGCAGCACUAGCGGCACAAACAGCUUUGUUGAUGAUUGUGACGUCCCUGAUAGUAUUGUGCUCGACACGGGUGGAUACUACUUUCACCGAGCACCUGGCAACGACAUGCAUAAGCACGGGAGUCGCAGAAAUGUUAUUUUGGAGGGAGGCUUGACCGACGCUGACGGACUGAAUGUCAACGACAGCAUUGUGGAGGAUUUGCAGGAGCUGAGCACGGCCACAGCCGGCGGUGAACAGUUUGUGUUUAUCAGUCACGGAGAUUACCAUCAGCGAUUUGUGCGAAAGUUGUGCGUUGAAAUGUGCCGCGAGGGAGGUCUCAGGUGUUACGUGGAUCGUAAGCACAUGAAAGAGCUUUCAACGACGAUUGCAGAAGAGGGAUCAGAGGAGAGGAAGUCAUUGCAUCCGAUGCUCUCGCAAAAUGAAGAUAUGUCGACGCGCAUCCACGACGCAAAGGAAGCUAUCCUCAAAUGUUCAGCUUUCGUUGUACUCGUUUCUGAGAAAACGCUGGCAAGCGAAUUAGUGAAAGAUCAACUUGCGUUUGCCGAGGACAAAGGCAAGAAUAUUCUGCCCGUCGUCGUCAACCACAUCGACUUUGGUCUUGACAUCAAGUACAGUCUUGCACGGAGCACAUUUUUUCAUUUCUUUACGAAGGGCGACAUGAUGGGCUUUCGUCAGUCAUUACGACACUUGCUCUAUGCGCUGCGUGAAGAAGUCUACGGUGUCGGCGUCGAGGGUCCACUCCGCAGUGUCAAUGCUGGUACUCGUCCAUCCCGCUUCAAACGCAGUGAGUACCAGCACCCAAGUUUUCUUUCUGGUGGCCGCCCAUCCAGCUUUUGUGGUGGCGGUCAUGGCAAUAGCCGUGAUAUGCGGCUUCGUGGAGGAUUCUCGGCCUUGUGCGACAGCUUCACGUCGACGGGUGGAUCCCACAAUCCGUUCACGCAGAACGAAGCUAGUCUUCGUAUGCGCCAUCCAGCUUCAGAAAGUCUCUAUUGCAGCAGAAGCUCACGUAGCGAUGUCUGCAACUUUAGUUUGCCUUUCACGCGGCCCUCUCAAACUUUUGCAGAAACUAAUGGCACGACGCGUAGUAUGACAUCAGAUAUGAGCCUAGCUCUGUCAAUGUUUGGGAAUUUCUCGACACUGGUGGGACGUAUCACGGAUGACGUGGAAGAGGAGGAGGAAGAAGAAGAGGUGUUAUCGUACGCUGGAAUACAGGACGAUGAGUUUGAUUUGACUGACGAGAUGGAGGAUAUGGGAACUGGAGAAGAUCGCAUCGCGCAAGAUGACGCUCCUCCGUUUUCAAGAACAUUGCAGCAACAACAUCCUGCGUUGGGCGCUUUUGUGAACGACAGCAGCUUCCAAACCCGUCAACGGGGAUCUGACUCGUCCGUUAGUAUCUUGGAACGCACAGAACCAGCUGGGUGUGUUGACUUUACGGUGCUGGACGACAUCCUGGUCAAAAGAUAG